Molecule: messenger RNA, 2224 nt
Organism: Rhododendron vialii
Lineage: Eukaryota; Viridiplantae; Streptophyta; Magnoliopsida; Ericales; Ericaceae
Product: probable protein phosphatase 2C 2
Exons: 5
Coding region: 360-1409 (349 amino acids)
Biological process (GO): protein dephosphorylation
Molecular function (GO): protein serine/threonine phosphatase activity
Source: RefSeq, a predicted model, not a curated record
UCCCCCCUUAUCUUCCCAUCUAACAAGACUAUACCAUUUUCUCCUCCUCCCACCUAUUUAAAUGAGCAUCUCCAAUUCAAAAAGGCAUGUGGAAGUCAAAGUUUGCCAGGUUAUAACACCUAAUAUGCCCAAAUCGGCAACAUUACGCCGACGCAAAUUUAGAAUGGUACUUUUCUUCAUAAAAUUCCAAGUUUUCUUGCAUGCAGAAUACAGUAAAGACAACCCAUUUCUUCAAAGAAACUGUUUAGGAUCUCCCAUUUAUAGGUAGGACAGACAUACAAGGUUUUGUCUUGGAGUACUAUAAAAUCUCUCUUCUUCUUAAUUCCCUUUCUUCAAACCCCUUUAGAAAGAACAUCUCCAUGGCCAUCAUGUCUCCAACCUCCCCUCCACCUCCGCCCAUUCCGACGGUUGGAAAGUCAAAUUCGCUGUCGCUUAGCGUUGAGGUUCGACCCAUGACCAGGUUGAGGAGGAGGCCGGAGAGGCUCAUCGUGCCCGAGUGCGGCCUUUCGUGUUUGGAUAUCGCUGAGAUGAAGAAGCAGAAGAAGACAGAAAGGAACAUGAAUCCUGAGUUUGAGGUAGAAGGGAGAGAUUUUUAUUUGGCAAGCAGAAAGGGAAGAAGGGAGAUCAUGGAAGAUGGGUAUGGAGUUAUGCUUGACAUUCUUGGAGACCCUAAACAGGCGUUUUUCGUUGUGAUUGACGGACAUGGAGGACGAGCUGCAGCAGAUUAUAUUGCUGAAAAUUUAGGAAAGAACAUUAUGAAGGGCCUUGAAACUGUGGGAAAGGAAGAAGAUCAGCUCCAGGCAGCAAUACGUGAUGCCUACUUGACCACAGAUAAAGAAUUCCUUAGUCAGAACGUAGAUAGUGGAGCUUGUUGCGCAAGUGUGCUCUUUAUGCACGGCCAUCUGCUCGUAGCGAAUGUGGGUGAUUGUAGAGUAGUUUUGAGUCAGAAAGGGGUAGCGAAUGUUCUGACAAGGGAUCAUCGCCCCGAUAGAGAAGAUGAACGUUCCCGAAUAGAAAGAUCAGGUGGUUAUGUGGAUUGCCGAAAUGGAGUCUGGAGAGUUAACGGAUCACUUGCGGUAUCUAGAGCCGUUGGGGACUUGCAUUCGAAAGAAUGGAUCAUUUCCGAGCCAGAAAUUUGCAAGUUUCCUUUAACUGCAGACUUGGACUUCUUGAUAAUGGCUUCUGAUGGCCUAUGGGAUAAGGUGAAUGGACAAGAGGCAGUUGAUGUGGUACUAAGGGAGAAGGAUCCACUUGAAUCAUGCAAAAAACUUGUGGAUAUUUCUUGUAAGAGAGGCAAUAUCGACGAUAUAACCGUAAUGGUGAUCACUGUUCAACAAUUUUUGGGUAGCAUCAAGAAAUCACAUAAGAUUGAUCCAUCAUCACCUCCAUACAUGAAAUCGACUUCCUAAGCCGUGGUUGGGUCGAUGUCCCAUAAAGCCGAUCUUCUGUUUUUUUAAAAAUCUUUAUUAACAUUAGAUAACGAGUUUUUGGUGAAAAAUUUAAUUCAUUUUUCUUACUUCCUCUGAUCUACACUAACUAUAAAAGUUUAUUCUCUUUUACUAAGUACAGAUGAAAGAUUCCAAAGAAAAAACCAAAAAAAUUGGCUUUUAAGGACAUCCCCAAACAUAGCCUUACUAGUUUUUUUUUUUUUUUUUUUAAAUCCUAUGAACCAAGAAGAAAAAGUUAUAUAUUUUUUUUUUGGUAAAGAAAAACUUAUAAUUUCUUUUUUUUUUUGGUAAAGAAAAACUUAUAAUUUCUUUUUUUUUUUUUGGUAAAGAAAAACUUAUAUUAAUUUGAAAAACAAGAAAAAAAUAUAUCAAUAGUCUAGUAGUCGAAGUGGAGACCGUCAAGAUGAUUAGAUCUGCAACCCUCAUUGCUUUCUGCAAUUUAGAAUUGUCGUCAAAGCUUGUCAGAUUGUAGCCGGAUUUUCGCCCGAAGACUCGUUGAAGGAUGGCUCCAUCAAAGCAACCACAGCGGUAUAUAGGAAAAUAGCAUUAGAUCGAGUAGAUUGAAGGCCAAGAAAGCCAAUGAUCAUAGAAUGGCCACACAUCUCCAGCUUCAAAACACGAAGACGGUCUAAUUCAUGCAUUGACAUUGAACACAUAUAUAGGGAAUCUAUUUAAUUUCUUCAUUUGAUUCAUUCUCUUCUUAAUAAAGUGAAAGUAGCCAAUAAGUUGUAAGCUGUUUCCAUUAUUGAAUUUCAUUCGUUUUUUUAAUUUUCUGU